GCACAGGUUUUAGAGCCCAAGGGGCUGGCUCAAUCUCAACACACAUGGACUCAUCGGCUCCUUCCCUGUUUGUCUUUGGUCUUUUGUGACAUCUCUUUAUUACUGAUGGAUGCACUUGGCGUUACAGAGACAGCCUUGUGUGUUUCAGGUGGGGUUGGCAGUGCCGUUUUUAAUAAAUUACAGAUUUGUGCAAGUUCUGUGUCAGAGCUACUUCAGGAGAGGUGAUAUCAGGACUGGAAGUGAGAUUUCUUGCUGAUUCUGGAGAGUUUAGCUGUGUUGCAUCUGCCAUCCAGACACCUGCUUUUAACCACUGAGAUCCACAAUCACUGGAAUCAGCAAUGGCUCCUUUGAGGUCUGGAGCACAGGGGCUCUCUCCUGUAACUCUAUGCUGUGUGACACUGGCUGUUUGGCUGUGUUGUGGAGCUCAUACAAAGGCUUCUGUACUCAACCUGAAGCGUUUCAUCGGCUGUGCAGUCAGAGAAUUUACCUUUCUGGCCCGUAAGCCGGGAUGCAGUGGGCUGCACAUCACCACUGAUGCCUGCUGGGGACGCUGUGAGACCUGGGAAAAACCAGUCCUGGACCCUCCCUUCAUCGAGUCACACCAGCGCGUGUGCACUUAUAAUGAAACUCGAUUAGAGACAGUGCAGCUGCCAAACUGCUCAGCAGAUGUGGACCCGUCCUACACAUAUCCAGUAGCCCUCCGGUGUGACUGUGGGGUUUGUCUCACCAGCACCACGGAAUGCAUCACUUCGGUCUGAUGGAGAAAUCGGCCUCAACUUUAGUUAUGGUUAAAACACCAAAGAGCAUGUGCACUGCAGGAAUAUAAUUAAUAAAAAAAAACAAUCUGUUUGAUGUCUAUGUACAUGUGGGAGAGAUUUUACUUUCAAAUGGUCACUGUAGUCUGUUACAUUCUCAUCUUUGUAUUUUCCUCCUCCCUUUUUAACUGAAACGAGCAAAACUGAAUAAAACUGCAAACAUC
Molecule: messenger RNA, 979 nt
Organism: Cyprinus carpio (common carp)
Lineage: Eukaryota; Metazoa; Chordata; Actinopteri; Cypriniformes; Cyprinidae
Product: glycoprotein hormone beta-5-like
Biological process (GO): regulation of thyroid hormone receptor signaling pathway; G protein-coupled receptor signaling pathway
Cellular component (GO): cytoplasm; extracellular region
Molecular function (GO): hormone activity
Source: RefSeq, a predicted model, not a curated record